AUGCUGCUUCAACACCAACUCUUGCUAUCGGCCGCGGCCCUUCUCGCCGCCGGCGAAUCCACCACUAUAGUCUCCCUCUUCUGGGACGUGCCAGUAUCCGGGUCGUCCAUGGCCGCGACCGGCUACGUCGCCGCCGCCGACGCCACGGCCACGACCUACGUGCUAGACUGCGAGAGGGAGUACUGCGCCUUUUCCACGCGCACAGAGUACGCGCGCAUCACGGCGGGGCCGGGCUGGCAGGAAUACAACCGCCACAGCGUGGACGAGUACGACACUGACGACGACGGCAAUCCCGCGCAGGAGUCGGUACAAUCGUCGUGCACCUUUGUCGGCGGCACCACCGAGGCCACGUGCGAGGACUUUUCUUCCACGUCGUACGAAAGUACCAGUUACGAGGCGUUUUACUGGAAUGUGACAUACCUUCCCACCCUGCCCGAGUCCCGGGGACAACAAAAUUUUGACGUUUUUCCUGGAUUGCAACCAAUGCUGAUCACUUCGGGCGUGGAGCUGCUUGCGGGGACGGCGACGGCGACGGCGACGACGACGGGGGACUCCCUUUCAAACACCGCGACAGCUACGGGUACCGGAAUGGGGACAGGAACAGACUCGGCGACAAGCACAACUGGCACGGCGACAAGUGAUGCGGGACCAUUGAACGGUCACCAAUCAUUCUUAUUUGGCAUCAUUUGCUUGACAGUCAUUGCUGUGAGGAUGUAA
Messenger RNA from Pestalotiopsis fici W106-1, 717 nucleotides. RefSeq lists its product as uncharacterized. NCBI's taxonomy places the organism in Eukaryota, Fungi, Ascomycota, Sordariomycetes, Amphisphaeriales, Sporocadaceae. The transcript has a single exon. The coding region runs from base 1 to 717 and encodes 238 amino acids. The record is from RefSeq and is a predicted model, not a curated record.